Molecule: messenger RNA, 2533 nt
Organism: Acinonyx jubatus (cheetah)
Lineage: Eukaryota; Metazoa; Chordata; Mammalia; Carnivora; Felidae
Product: phospholipid scramblase 2-like
Exons: 7
Coding region: 272-982 (236 amino acids)
Biological process (GO): plasma membrane phospholipid scrambling
Cellular component (GO): plasma membrane
Molecular function (GO): phospholipid scramblase activity
Source: RefSeq, a predicted model, not a curated record
GGACCAGCAGUGUGGGAGAACCAUCAGCUUUAUAUCCUGGUACACAUCUAAGCAUUCAUAGAACUAAUUAGCUUCAAAGUUCUGAAUGGAAGGUUUAUUUGUUGUGACUGCUCGGGCAUCCUAUCUCUUCCUCACAACAAUUUUGAGAGACUGUGGAUGUGGGGGCCACACAAAGGAUCAAGCCUCUUCUAAUUCACCUCCCAGAUUUUAGAGAUAAAAAGAGAAAUCUCUUCCAUCUGUCACAUGCGUGAGUAUUUAUACAAUCUUGACUAUGGCUUCUCGUAAUCGUCAGUCCAUGAUACAAUGGAUGCAAACACCAGGGAUAAUACCCAAUUGUCCACCUGGAUUGGAAUAUCUGACUCAGAUAAAUCAGUUACUAGUGUGUCAACGUUUCGAUCUUCUGGAAGUUCUCGGUUGUUUUGCAACUAGUAAAAAAUAUGAAGUCAUGAACAAUCAAGGACACAGAAUUUAUUAUGCAGAAGAAAGAAGUAAUUGUUUUCUCCGAUAUCUCUGUGGACCUUCAAGACCUUUUACCAUGACAAUUUAUGAUAAUGUAGGCCGUGAUGUCAUUACUAUGCAUAGAACUCUAAGAAGUAGCUGUUGCUGGAGAAACUGCUAUGUACAAAAGCUAAAAGUUGAAGCUCCUCCUGGUGAAAAAAUUGGAUAUGUGUAUCAAUGCUUUCACCCAUUUUUGCCAAAGUUUAAAAUAAAAAAUGAGAAUAAGGAGGAUGUAAUGAAAAUUAGAGGGCCAUGUAUGCUUUCCAGCUGUGUCACGGAUCUAGAUUUUAAUUUAUUGUCUCUGGAUGAAGAAAUAGUUCUUGGCAAAAUUUCAAAAAAAUGGGCUGGAUUUAUGAGGGAACUAUUCACCAAUGCUGAUAAAUUUGGAAUCCAGUUUCCAUUGGAUCUUGAUGUUAAGAUAAAAGCACUGAUGCUUGGAGCAAGUUUCCUCAUUGACUACAUGUACUUUGAACACUGGCCAUAAGUUUUGCCAGCUUUCAGCAAAAUUAAACAACUUUCACUGAGAAUAUUUAAAUAAAGUUUUAUUUCACUAUAAUUAUUUGUAUAAAUUUCUUCUGCAUAAUAAACCACACCACACUUUAGGAACUUGAAGCGAUCAUUUUAUUUAGCCCAGGAUUCUGCUGUACAGUUCUCCAGGUCAAGACCUUGUUCACUCUUGCGUGUACAGUCAGUUAACAGAUUGCUUGGGGACUCUCUCAUCCCAGGUGGCCUCAUUCAUAUGUUGUCCGAGACAAUAGGAGCACCAAGCUUCGUAUUUUACAUCAUCUAGGAGGCUAGCCAAAGCUUCUACACAUGAUAACUAACUCUGUUACAAAGGCAUCAGGAACACAAGCUCAAUGUUCAAGCUCAUUUCAAGCCUCUGCUUCAGUUACGCUUACUAAUGUCCCAUUGGACAAAGCAGGUCACACAGCCAAGUCCAGAUUCAAGGAAUGGAAAAAUAGACUCAAUUUCUUUAUGGGAGUCGCUGCAAAAUACUACUUAUUUGCAGCACAAUAUAUUAUUGUGACAUUGUAUAAUAUCACAAUUAACAGAACAGGUGAUGUUUCUUGAUUUAUGUUUGUUAUAGACUGAAUGUUUGCGUUCCCCAAAAUGCAUAUGUUGAAAUCCCCAGUGUGAUUGUAUUUGAUAAUGGCCUUUGGGAUAUGGCUAGGUCAUGAGAGUGGAGCCCUCAUGACAAUGGUGCCGUUUUACAAGAAGCACCAGAGAACUCCCCUGUGCUUUCACCAUAUAAAAACAUAGCAAGUCACCAAACUCCACACCCAAAAAACAAAUAAUCCAGUGAAGAAAUGGGCAGAAAACAUGAAUAGACACUUCUCUAAAGAAGACAUCCAGAUGGCCAACAGGCACAUGAAAAGAUGCUCAACGUUGCUCCUCAUCAGGGAAAUACAAAUCAAAACCACACUCAGAUAUCACCUCACGCCAGUCAGAGUGGCCAAAAAUGAACAAAUCAGGACACUAUAGAUGCUGGAGAGGAUGUGGAGAAACGGGAACCCUCUUGCACUGUUGGUGGGAAUGCAAACUGGUGCAGCCACUCUGGAAAACAGUGUGGAGGUUCCUCAAAGAAUUAAAAAUAGACCUACCCUAUGACCCAGCAGUAGCACUGCUAGGAAUUUACCCAAGGGAUACAGGAGUAUUGAUGCAUAGGGGCACUUGUACUCCAAUGUUUAUAGCAGCACUCUCAACAAUAGCCAAAUUGUGGAAAAAGCCGAAAUGUCCAUCAACUGACGAAUGGAUAAAGAAAUUGUGGUUUAUAUACACAAUGGAGUACUACGUGGCAAUGAGAAAGAAUGAAAUAUGGCCCUUUGUAGCAAUGUGGAUGGACCUGGAGAGUGUGAUGCUAAGUGAAAUAAGCCAUACAGAGAAAGACAGAUACCAUUAUGUUUUCACUCUUAUGUGGAUCCUGAGAAACUUAACAGAAACCCAUGGGGGAGGAGAAGGAAAAAAAAAUGAGGUUAGAGUGGGAGAGAGCCAAAGCAUAAGAGACUCUUAAAAACUGAGAACAAACUGAGGGUUG